Xenopus tropicalis (tropical clawed frog) is the source of this 4339-nucleotide messenger RNA. It is a transcript of the gene naa25, whose product is annotated as N(alpha)-acetyltransferase 25, NatB auxiliary subunit. Bases 93 to 3005 code for a protein of 970 amino acids. The transcript has 24 exons. Lineage: Eukaryota; Metazoa; Chordata; Amphibia; Anura; Pipidae. The record is from RefSeq and is a predicted model, not a curated record. Gene Ontology annotation, cellular component: cytoplasm.
GAGAUGUAGAUUGCUGCUUCGCUUAGCUGUCCCUUUAACGCCGCCGUAGGCUUCCUGCCGCGCAUGCGUACCUCGCUUCUGCGCUUGUCAUCAUGGCGGCGCGGGGCCAUGUGCAGGAUCCUAACGAUAGGCGGCUUAGACCCAUCUACGAUUAUCUUGACAAUGGGAACAACAAGAUGGCGAUCCAGCAGGCUGAGAAACUGCUCAAAAAGCACAAAGAUCUGCACUGUGCCAAGGUCCUUAAGGCAAUUGGGCUGCAAAGGACUGGGAAACAGGAGGAAGCAUUUAUUCUGGCUCAGGAGGUAGCAGCCCUAGAGCCCACUGAUGAUAACUCUCUGCAAGCACUCACCAUCCUCUACAGGGAAAUGCACCGGCCUGAACUAGUCACUAAACUGUAUGAGGCGGCUGUAAAAAAGAUCCCCACUAGUGAAGAAUAUCAUUCCCAUCUGUUCAUGGCCUAUGCUAGAGUGGGAGAAUACAAGAAAAUGCAGCAGGCAGGCAUGGCACUUUAUAAAAUAGUUCCCAAAAAUCCUUAUUAUUUUUGGUCAGUGAUGAGCCUAAUAAUGCAGUCUAUUUCAGCUCAAGACGAGAACCUUUCAAAAACGAUGUUUUUGCCGUUGGCUGAAAGAAUGGUAGAGAAAAUGGUUAAAGAGGACAAGAUUGAAGCAGAAGCUGAGGUGGAGCUAUACUACAUGAUUCUAGAGCGCUUGGGGAAACAUGAAGAAGCUUUAAAGGUGAUCAGAGGCAAACUCGGAGAAAAGUUAACAAGUGAGCUUCAAAGUCGUGAAAAAAAAUGUAUGGCCAUGUACAAGAAGCUAAACAAGUGGCCAGAAUGCAAUGCUCUCUCCAAAAGGCUGCUACUGCAAAACUCAGAUGACUGGCAGUUCUAUCUCUCCUACUUUGACUCAGUCUUUCACCUUAUUGAUGAAGCCUGGACUCCUCCGACCGAAGGGCAGAUGUCACUGGAAGGAGAUUUGGAUCAUUCCAUAGUACAGGCAGUGAAAUUUGUAGAAGAUCAGAUUGAAAAUGAGUCCAACAGUCAACGCCAGCUUAGAGGCCCACAUCUAGCCAAGCUGGAACUUAUUCGCCGCUUGAGAAAGAGAGGCUGUAACGAUGAAUACAAACUGGGAGAACCAGAAGAUUUAAUGUACCAGUACUUCAUUAAGUUUGGAGACAAGCCAUGCUGCUUAACUGACCUUAAAGUCUUUGUGGACCUCCUUUCUGCCAGCCAGCACACUAGCUUUAUAAACAGAUUACUGGGAUCUUUACCUUUGAAUCGUGCAGCAGAAAGUGAAAUUGCUCUGCCGGAAGACACCAAGGCUCUGCAGAGACACCUAUGUGUAGUUCAACUGAUGCGGCUGCUUGGCAUCUACCAUAAAAUGGACAAGCUAGAAAAGCAGGAUGCUGUGCGAGAAAUGACUGAAAGAUACAGACACGGACUGCAGUUUGGAAAAUCCUGUUUAAAAACAGAGCUUCAGUUCUCAGACUACUACUGUCUCUUGGGAGCACAUAUGCUUCUGGAUCUAUGGAGUAAUGGUGAGGAGUGGGCAGUGUGGCAUUGCUUGACCCUAUUAGAAGAAGGGCUAAAUAACAGUCCAUCUAAUGCCCAGUUUAAACUACUACUUAUCCGUAUCUACUGCUCACUUGGAGCUUUUGAACCCGCUAUGGACCUAUAUUCCAGUCUCGAUGCUAAACACAUUCAGCACGACACAAUUGGUUACCUACUGACCCGUUUUGCAGGACCUCUGGGACAGUAUACAUCUGCAUCCCAAGCCUGCAAUGCUGCUCUUAGAUUUUUCCACUCCAACCAGAAAGAUACCUCAGAAUAUAUUAUACAAGCUUACAAGUAUGGUGCCUUCGAGAAAAUCCCAGAAUUUAUUGCUUUUCGAAACAGGCUGAACAAUUCUCUACAUUUUGCACAAGUUCGCACAGAACGCAUGCUGUUGGACCUUUUACUUGAAGCUGAUGUUUCCAGUAGUUUAGAAGAAAGUAUAAAAUCCAUGAGUUUGAGCCCAGAGGAGGAUGACAUUCCAUGGAAGGACCUACGGGAUAACCGGGACCUAACAGCGCUCUUUAACUGGGAUCCAAAGGACAGAGAUAUUUCAGAAGACCACAGAAAGCUGUCCCUGGAGGAGGAAAGUAUCUGGCUGCGUAUCCGAUCACUCACUUUAAGGUUGGUUAGUGGUCUGACAGCUCUUAGCCAUACACCUGAGCCCAAGAACUCUCAGAAGGGUGCAGAAAACGGAGUCUCAUCAAAGAUUGACAUUGUGCGAGCAUUGUUACAGCAGUUUGAAGCAACAGUGGAUGCUGGCAAGACUUUUAAUGAGAGACAGAUAAAGUAUCCUUUUCUUGGACCCCCAGCAACACGGCUUAGCAAAUUUCUGAGUAGUGGAGCCUGUCAGUGCCAAAAAGAGGCUCUUCUACUGCUGAAUGAUAUUUAUGAUCUGGAUAUGAGUGGAAUAGAUGAUACAUGUGAAAUCCAAGCAAAAAUAGGAAGAAAAUUAAAGUCUUCACUAGAAGAUUUACAAGAUCUGUUGCACCACUGCAAAGGGAACCUCAUGGACAUCCAGGGAGGGAACUGCAGAACCUCCCCCCAUAUUAUAGAGAACUUGGUUUUCUUUGUUGAGACAAUAUCGCUUUUUUUAUGGGUAUCAAGUUAUUUUGUUGGUGUCCUGCGGCCGUUUAAGUCAAAUCUCCAAAAAAAGAAAAAGAAGAAAAAAGACAGUUGUGCUACACCUCCGGUAUUCACUGGUUUCCUGGAUUAUAUAACUGGGCUGCAAACAUUGCUAUCAAAUAUGUCUGAUCAUAUAGGGGGGCUGGAAAUUUCCCUGACUGCACUGAAACUUGAAGAUCUUUCAUUGGACAAUAUCACAUUUUCAGAGGAUGAAAAGAAGUUUACAAAACUGGCAGUAGACAAGGUUCACAGCAGCUACCUGCACUCACUGCAAGAGAUGGGGGAUCUGCUAAGAAAGAGACUCGAAACGUUCAAAAAAUUUAAAAUCUAGAAUGUGACCCAGCUUCAUACAAUGGUCAUUAUCACGAUGAGCUCCUGGCCGCCAUCUUAACCUUAAUCCAGAACUUCCUCAGAAAUGCAUGAAGGACUUAUACCAUCAAUUUUUUUUCUAUUUUAGGUUUUGAGAAUGAAUUAUUUACAGCUACUUUAAAUUAUUGUACAUAAACAAGAAGCAGGACCCACACUUUGGGUUUUACCACUUUUUAUACAUUAAUCAUAAACCUGUUGGCAGCAGCAAAUGGAUUUCCAUAGCCAUUUGAUCUACACGGGAACUUGAAAACUUUGUAGCUGCAGCAAUAGAUAUCCGCUUUAUCAUGAGGGGGCGGCUAGUUCAGAGUCACCACUACAGUUCCUUUUCAUUACCAGCAACGUACAAUUGCUCCUUUUUUUUUAUCACAUCCUUUUAAUCCUGUGAUCGUUCUGCUUUGAAAAUAGCUUUUUUUUCUUCUUUGCUUUGUUUUAACUGCCCUGAACUGUUUCAGAGCCUGAAUCAUGAAAUUGAAUUUAGCUGCUGUGUUGGUUUCCAAAUGUGCAGUUACCAAUAGAAAUCCUUUCCAGCUGGAAUAACACACAUGACACGGACUGCAGGCUUUGGGAAUAAAAUACAUAGUGGAUUUCGCUCAAGGCAAACAUUGUCGCACAUGAAAGUCUUGGAUUUAGAAGUUGCCUCCUAUAAUUUAAACUAAAAUAUUCAGCUUUGCCUGAAGCCACUUUGUCUUGUUGCCCGCAUUCAAGUGAACAGGGACAGGGCUUUUUUUGACAUUUAGCAAGAGUCCUGGUGUCUCAUAAAUUAAUAUCUUUGGUCCUUGUGCUGUCGCUUCUAGGAGGAAGCUCUUCUCUGCAGUUUUUCUGAUCUAAAUAGGCAGAAUGAUGCUUUUAUGUGCUGCAGGGUCACAGUUUUUGCUCCACUUUGUAAGCUUGGUUAUGCAAAUCAAAUCUCGUUGGACUGUUGUAUUGCCCAAUGUGCAAUAUAAACCAGCAAAAAAUAACCUCUACACCAAUAAUGUCUAACCUUUUGCACUCCAACUGGUGCUGAACUGUCUUUCCCAAAAGUCCUCAAAAUCUGUUAAGGAUGCUUGGAGGGUUGUAGUUAAACAACAGCUGGAAGGCCAGGGGCUGGACAUUACCCAAUUUAGACCUAGGGCUAUUUCAGAAUAAAAAUCCCACAUCUGCUUGAGCAUCGCAAAAAUCUGUAUUUAAAGUUUCGGAGAUUCUGACAAUCGAAACAUUGUCAUAUCCUAUGAACACAUUUUGUUAGUGAUGCUAGGUGGUUGACAAGAGUAUUUUUAAAAUAAAUCUCUACAUAAUAAAAUGAUCUUUCAUGUA